GAACCGCGCUUUAUCGCGACCAUCUCACCCCGGAAGGGAGUCCUCAAACUUGCAGGCUUCGGACAGGACUGGCUCAAAGUAGUUGGAGCGGUUUACGCCGCGUACCGAGAACCAUGGAUGCGUCCAAGGCUCGGGAGCUUCCGAAUGAGCACACCCUGGAGAAGCCAACUAGAGGAAGAGAGCUGGACCGGAGCUGAGUCCGAGCAGCGCCCGAGCAGGGCCCGAGCAGAGCGGGGGCUCUGGAGGCGCGGCCCACCCCUACGCGGCCUGCGGGAGAGGCUCGGCCUCCGCCGUACCGGAGCCGGAGCCCGGCGCUCCUAACCAUCCACUCCACCCCACCCCACCCCAGACACCCACGGCCUGGCGGGUGCCAGCCCCCGCCAGCACCACCCCCCGGAGGUGCGAAGGGAGAGAGCAGAGAGAGACAGGAAAGCCAGCGGAGGAUAGGGCGCAGAGCCCAGGGUCCCGGAGAAGUCCUGUCCUCCCUGGGACCCCCGGCAGGGGCGGCCCAGCUGGGGGGAGGGGAGGAGUACGGCGAGCGGUAAAGGCCGAGGCGGUGGCGGCGCGCGGGCGAGGCCCCUUUAAGGCCCUCCCCUCCCACCGGCAGCGCCGGUCUCCGCCCGCCGCUCUCCCCGCCCCGGGGUCCCGGCGAGAGCUGCGAUUGGGCGAGCGCGGCGAUCCCUUUGAAGUGUGGCUGCCGAUCGCGGCUAUUUGACGUGCGGCUCGCGGAAGGCAAAGGUUUUUGUGUUGCUCGCCGGGGCUAGCGGCGGCGGCGGCGGCGGCGGCGGCGUCGGUGGAGGAGGGGUGGAGGCGCGGCGACUGCUGCACCGCGCUCGGUGCUGCGGAGCGAGCCCACCCGCUCCGGGAGCUCGCCUCCCCGGAGCUACCCCCCCUCCCCGCCCCCCCCCCAGUGGCGCUGCCUCCUCCAAAUGAGCGAUUCGCCCGCUGGAUCUAACCCAAGGACACCCGAAAGCAGCGGCAGCGGCAGCGGCGGCGGCGGGAAGAGGCCAGCGGUGCCGGCGGCGGUGUCCCUCUUGCCCCCGGCGGACCCCCUGCGCCAGGCUAACCGGCUUCCUAUCAGGGUCCUGAAGAUGCUGAGCGCUCACACCGGCCACCUCCUGCACCCGGAGUACCUGCAGCCGCUGUCCUCCACUCCCGUCAGCCCGAUUGAGCUGGACGCCAAGAAGAGUCCUUUGGCGUUGCUGGCGCAGACUUGCUCGCAGAUCGGCAAGCCGGACCCGCCGCCCUCGUCCAAGCUCAAUUCGGUAGCGGCGGCCAACGGGCUGGGAGCGGAGAAGGACCCUGGCCGCUCCUCCUCGGGCGCCGCCUCCGCGUCUGCUGCCCUCAAGCAGCUGGGGGACUCCCCGGCCGAGGACAAGUCCAGCUUCAAGCCCUACUCCAAAGGCUCCGGUGGCGGCGACUCCCGCAAAGACAGCGGCUCUUCCUCCGUGUCCUCCACCUCCUCCUCCUUGUCCCCCGGAGACAAGGCGGGUUUCAGAGUCCCCAGCGCCACCUGCACGCCGUUUCCCCCGCAUGGAGCGCCGGUCUCCGCGUCGUCGUCCUCGUCCUCUCCCGGUGGCUCCCGGGGCGGCUCCCCGCACCACUCUGACUGCAAGAACGGCGGCGGGGGCGGCGGCGGGGAGCUGGACAAGAAAGACCAGGAGCCCAAGCCCAGCCCUGAGCCUGCAGCCGUGAGCCGCGGCAGCGGUGGCGAGCCGGGCGCGCACGGCGGCGCCGAGGCCGGGGCCUCCGGGCGCAAAUCCGAGCCGCCCUCCGCUCUGGUGGGGGCUGGCCACGUGGCGCCAGUGUCGCCCUACAAACCGGGCCACUCGGUGUUCCCGCUGCCACCCUCCAGCAUCGGCUACCACGGCUCCAUCGUAGGCGCCUACGCCGGCUACCCGUCUCAGUUCGUGCCUGGCCUGGAUCCGAGCAAGUCCGGCCUCGUGGGAGGCCAGCUGUCGGGGGGCCUGGGCCUGCCACCGGGCAAGCCUCCCAGCUCCAGCCCGCUCACCGGGGCCUCCCCGCCCUCCUUCCUGCAGGGAUUAUGCCGCGACCCCUACUGCCUGGGAGGCUACCACAGCGCCUCGCACCUCGGAGGCUCCAGCUGCUCCACUUGCAGCGCGCACGACCCGGCCGGGCCCAGCCUGAAGGCGGGGGGCUACCCGCUGGUGUACCCCGGGCACCCGCUGCAGCCCGCCGCGCUCUCGUCCAGCGCCGCGCAGGCCGCACUCCCCGGCCACCCGCUCUACACUUACGGCUUCAUGCUGCAGAACGAACCGCUGCCGCACAGCUGCAACUGGGUGGCGGCCAGCGGGCCGUGCGACAAGCGCUUCGCCACCUCGGAGGAGCUGCUCAGCCACUUACGGACUCACACGGCCCUGCCCGGCGCGGAGAAACUUCUGGCCGCCUACCCGGGGGCCUCGGGCCUGGGCAGCGCCGCCGCGGCCGCCGCUGCCGCCGCCUCCUGCCAUCUGCACCUCCCCCCGCCCACCGCCCCGGGCAGCCCCGGGUCGCUGUCAUUGCGGAGUCCACACACUUUGGGGCUAAGCCGGUACCACCCCUAUGGCAAGAGCCACUUAUCCACGGCCGGGGGCCUGGCCGUGCCGUCCCUCCCCACAGCCGGACCCUACUACUCACCAUACGCGCUGUACGGACAGAGACUGGCCUCAGCCUCCGCGCUCGGAUACCAGUAACUACAGCCCUGCCUCCCACCCCGACCUCCUCUCCUCCCCGCACCCCCACCCGCCUCCGCUGCUGCCUCCACUACCGCUUAGCCCUGACGGAUCCCCGCCCAGACCCUCCCCACCGGACUGUGUAUUUAUUUACUAUAAUGUUAGCUUACAAGCUGGGAAUAUAAGUGCAUUAACGGCCCACACGAGUCAAUGGUAUGCAAAAAGUCCGUCCCCCCUUCCCCCAAAUAAUAAUAUUAAUCACGCAAGUAACUACAUGUCCCACCCCCUCUUCCUUUCUUGACUCUUUUUCUUAGAUGUAAGUUUUAAAUUUUUUUCCUUUGGCUUUUUUUUUUUUUUUUCUUUUUUGAUUGGUUUGGUUUUUAGGGGAAGGAGGGAGAGUUCGGGUUCUGUUUGUUUUGUUUGCCCUUCCUGGAGAUUUUCUUGCAUGCUUCUUAACUGUUCAAACUACAUUUCUUCCAUCUCUUUUACCCCCUCUUUCCCCUUCAUUCCUUCUUGUUUCCGUCCAUUUGAGGUUCUGUUGUUUUUUUUUUUUUUUCCUUUGUACAAGUAACAGAGAGGAGGAUUUUUUUUUUUUUUGUAACUCAUUUGGGGGUGCAGGGAGUGGCCUUGGGAGCUGGAGGUCUUGUGCUUUUAUUAACCUGGAACUCUGCUCUGUGACUCCUCCCUUGCCACCCUCUCCGCCCAGGGUCCUUGGUCUUCACCCUGGCCCUCAAAAUUAGAGUCUUGUUCCCCUGUCUUGCUCUGAGCAGGAGCCAAUGGCCCGAGAGGCCUCCAACAGAGCUACUCUUCUUCCAGGCCCCAGACACCCCGGUGGUCACACUGCCUGCUGGUGGGGGACCUGCAGGGCUCAUCUUACUCAAGUAAAAGUCCUAGAAGGCUCUGCUGGCAUGAAACUUUGCUCGUAUAGUUUGCGAAGUGCUUUUAUAGCCAUUGUUUUUCGCUCGGUCAUUGGGGCAGUGGUCCCUGUCUUGGCGGUAGGGGCUAGGUGUGUGAUUCUUGCUAGAUCCUUCCAAAGCAGACCAGUGGUAAUAUCAGCUGGCAACACACCCAUGUUAGCGCUUUUGGGGGAAGGUGGGAGAGUCAGGGAGCACACGGAUCGCAGCAGUCCCCGUCGCCCCCUCCCAGGCCUGACCCAACAGAACCCCCAAAGUUGGCCGUGGGCUCCCUCAGUUACUAGGAUUGAAGACUCCAGCCCCUGGGUCUUCUCCUCACACCCUCCCUCCCUCCUGGUCUUAUGCAGCCGAGCGGGGGCCGCGGGGCCUGUUUGGGAUGAAUAGAGCUCUCCCUUGGUAAGACUUAUUUUGUUAAUAAAUGGAAUACUUGGCUAUA
This is a messenger RNA of Camelus dromedarius (Arabian camel), 4022 nucleotides long. RefSeq names its product zinc finger protein 703 (gene ZNF703). Gene Ontology annotation, cellular component: nucleus. Bases 930 to 2693 code for a protein of 587 amino acids. Gene Ontology annotation, biological process: negative regulation of DNA-templated transcription. The transcript has 2 exons. The record is from RefSeq and is a predicted model, not a curated record. Lineage: Eukaryota; Metazoa; Chordata; Mammalia; Artiodactyla; Camelidae.